UCAUGCAGUAAAUCACAAGCAAAGCUGGAAGAAUGCAGCAAAUAAUUGUGGAUAAAUCCUUGGAAAUACUGACAGUGCAACAGAGGAGCGUCCUAUUGGGUAUUGUGGCACCAAUGCUAUUUAUUGUUAUCCUGGGAAAUGUGAUGGCUAUUAUUGUGAAUAUUAGGAGACAAUUGCGCCUCUUUUUCAAAUCUUGCCUCCUGUCACUAUCUCUGAGUGACUUGGUCACGGGGAUUAUCACAUCCAGUGCAUACAUCUCACAAUUUGCCACAUACUUGACGCAAGUCUGGUACCUUGGGGAUAUACUUUGUUCCCUCAAUGCCUUCCUGUCCACCACAGCCAUCCUUGCCAACAGCUUUACACUUGUCACCAUCGCCCUGGACCGAUAUAUGGCUAUUUUUAAGACGGCCAAGGGCACCUGGGGCACCAGCAUCACCUUCUGCUGCACGUACAUCAUCUUGCUCUGGGCUGUCUCUGCAGGCAUUGCCAGUCCUCUUAUAUCGUCCUAUUUUAUGGUGGACAUCCUGAUAAUUGUGACGGGUUCCCAUACAAAUGCAACAAACUACGAGAUGAUGGAGGGUUCGCUGUGUGUCACGGAGAAAGAAGACACAGGCUAUUAUUACUGGCUCCUCUUCACCAUCGUAUUUCUGCCACUCUUGCUGCUCUUCCUCUGGCUCAAUGGAAAAUUGGCCCAGGAAAUUUGGAACCGCAGGAAACCGAUAAAAGCUCCCAGUGGAGCCUCUCUCAAUCCAAGUACCACCGAAAAUUCCAUUGAGAGGAAGACAACGACAUAUUCGGUAAUUUCAGGACCGGAAAAUCCACAGGCUGUAACUCAAGUGGCCAAGGAGUCAACGGUCAAGAGUGUUGCGAACAAAUCACGAAAAGCACAGCAAUUGAAAAUGUUCAAAGUGGUUGUGGCAAUAAUUGUAGUGUUUUUCGUAUGUCGUUUGCCAACAUGGAUUUUCCUCCUCAUCAAAUUGCACAAUGAACUGUACGAAAAUUAUCACUGGAUCCUUCACUUUUCAUUUGGUAUUCUGUCCCUCUUCAAUUGUGCCAUAAAUCCCAUUUUAUAUACAUUCUUCUCGGAUUCCGUCAAAUGGGCAACGUCACUACAGAAUGUGCUCAAAAAGUUCACGUCAUUAUUCAAGCGAAACAAGAGGGAAUCGCGAGUGUUGAACAAUCAAUCACAUGCGGCAUCACCUGUUGUUCUCAAGUCGAGAAAUACUACAAAUAUCGGUGAUGAAGGCUUCAUUUAAGUGCAAAUUGUAGAAAUUGAUUGUAUACUUGUGGAAAUAUAUGUUUAUU
This is a messenger RNA of Phlebotomus papatasi, 1305 nucleotides long. Its product is annotated as tachykinin-like peptides receptor 86C. Gene Ontology annotation, molecular function: neuropeptide receptor activity. The record is from RefSeq and is a predicted model, not a curated record. Lineage: Eukaryota; Metazoa; Arthropoda; Insecta; Diptera; Psychodidae. The coding region runs from base 33 to 1256 and encodes 407 amino acids. The transcript is spliced from 2 exons. Gene Ontology annotation, cellular component: membrane. Gene Ontology annotation, biological process: neuropeptide signaling pathway.